Cannabis sativa is the source of this 1166-nucleotide messenger RNA. Its product is annotated as phosphoprotein ECPP44. The transcript is spliced from 2 exons. The coding region runs from base 396 to 938 and encodes 180 amino acids. NCBI's taxonomy places the organism in Eukaryota, Viridiplantae, Streptophyta, Magnoliopsida, Rosales, Cannabaceae. Gene Ontology annotation, biological process: response to water. The record is from RefSeq and is a predicted model, not a curated record.
AAUAUUUUAAAUGCGAAAAUUUUGAAGAAUCCUCUAUGCACAUGAAGUCGUACAAUCAUAACAUUAACAAAAACAAAACUCCUUAUGAUCUCGAAAACUAAGAGUACAUUAGCAAACCACAAAUUACCUCUUGAUUAGUGCAAACACAGUCCCACCACCGACCAAUCUUGGUUUACUUCACUAUAUUGCCAAAUAGUUUACCAUGUCAGCUGUGCACGUGCUCCCUCAUAUUUGAUUUCGAUUAACCUUGAUUUCUCCCUAUAAAUACUAAGUAGUUCUCCCUUAAAUCGUAUCCAUUAUCAAAUCACUAAUCACUAUCACUUAUUGUUCAAAGCUUUCUUAUUACUAGAUAGGUUAUCUCUAUAUUUUUCAUUUGCUUGUGUUGUUAGUAUACAAUGGCCGAGAAGCACCAGGCUGAGAAUGGAGGUGAGACUGCCGAUACCGGAUGUGGGAUGUUUGAUUUUUUGAAAAAGAAAGAAAACGACAAGCCGCAGCAGCCUCAAGAGGAAGUUGCCAAGAAAGAUCAGCAUCACCAGUCUCGUGAUGCUGACUCUAGCUCGUCUAGUAGUGAUGAGGAAGAUGGGAAUGGAGAGAAGAGAAAGAAGAAGGGGUUGAAGGAUAAGAUUAAGGAAAGGAUUUCGGGGAAAAAGGAAGGGGAACAUACUGACGAUGUUCAUGCAACAGAGAUAAAAACUAACAAUCAUGUCGAAAAUGAAAAAACAGUGAACCCAGAGGAGAAGGGAUUUUUAGAGAAGAUCAAGGAUAAGCUUCCCGGACAGCACAAGAAGGCUGAGAAUCAUGGUGUAAAUGCAGAGUGUGGUGCAGAAGGCCACAAGAGCCAUGAAGAUGAGUCCAAGGAAAAAAAGGGAAUAUUUGAGAAGAUUAAGGAGAAGCUGCCUGUUGGCCACAAGGAAGAAGAGAGGGCCAAGGAAAACUAGGCAAACGUUGCCUAUGGAUAUCUUUGUCUAGGCUAGUCAAGCUUGUUUUAUUUGUGAGAACGGAACUAUUAUGUUAUGCUUGUUUUAUUUGUAAGAAAAAUGAUUCAUGAAUCAUGUGCUUGUAUUAAACUUCCAAUCCAAGUUUCUUUUCUUCUCGUUUGUAAUCUGGUAAUCUGGUAAUGUAUUUGUACUCUGCUUGUUGAUUUAAAGCCAUUUUCUAAGGUCCGC